AUGACAGACUAAGCACUCUGCGCUCUGCACUGCUACUAUGCUGCUAUACGAAAGAAGCUGAUCCUACCUCCUGUAUGCCAGCUUAAUGCAUCAUUAGCAUUCCCUGGACCAGCUCAGGACAAAAGCUGCAAGUUUUCUACAUUUCAGCAUGAAUCCUUUACUGCUACUAACAUGGGCUGCUAUGUUCCAGGGAGGACAUUCAAGCCUUGCAGAAUGGUGCUACAAUGACCUGGUCUCCCCCCUCUAUUUCACAUCAUUUGAUGCUUCAUCAAGAUAUUCUCUUUUGUACACUGCAAACUUUGCACGACUAUUUGGAAGUAGUGGGUGGUCUCCUGCCCAAGGGGAUAAACAUCCUUGGCUUCAGAUAGACUUGAAGAGGAAAUAUAAAAUAAUGGGAGUUGCGACUCAGGGAACCUAUAACACUUAUUACGAUUGGGUGACCCGGUACAUCCUGCUGUAUGGGGAUCGUCCAGACAGCUGGAAACCAUUUUUUCAGCUGGGCACUAACUGGACCUUUUUUGGCAAUGUCAAUACAUCUGGGGUGAUUGAACAUCGUCUCCACUAUCCUAUCAAGGCUCGCUACGUCCGCUUCAUUCCUGUGGCCUGGAACCCAAAAGGAAAGAUAGGACUUCGAGUGGCAUUGUAUGGCUGUGAAUACAACCAUGAUGUCCUGUCAUUUGAUGGCGAUGACCUUAUUUCAUACCAGUUCAGGAAGAAAACUAAUCGCACACUGGAAGAUGACAUCUCUUUUAAUUUUAAAACACUGGAGAAGGAAGGAGUACUAAUGCAUGCUGAGGGGACUCAAGGCGACUACAUCACACUGGAGUUACUGAAGGCUCAGCUAUUCUUCAGGAUGAGUCUCGGCAACAGCCCCCUCCAUCCAGUAGAUAGUCACACAGUUGCCACACUGGGGAGUUUGCUGGAUGACCAGGCGUGGCAUUCCAUAUAUAUUCAGCGCAAUGGACGUGACCUCAACAUAACUCUAGAUGGAGAAGUACAAAGGAUACGAUGCAAAGGGGACUUCGACCAGCUAGACCUGGACACUGAGAUAUUUUUUGCUGGUAUUGCAUAUCAGGAUAAAAGCAUCUCGCAUAAGCAGAACUUUCGUGGUUGCUUGGAGAAUAUUAUCUAUAAUAAUGUUCGCAUUGCUGAUCUUGCCAGGAGAAACAAAUCAUCCAUCCGUAUUAUGGGUCGUGUACGUACCUCCUGUAUGGAAAUGCCUUAUGUUCCUGUCACAUUUUCUGGCAUCAAUAACUACCUAAUGGUGCCAGGGGUUCCAGCCAACAUUAAGAUGAUGGUAAGCUUUAAAUUCCGGACCUGGGACACCAUUGGCCUUUUGCUCUUCACCAAUUUUGCUGGUUCCAUGGGAUCACUGGAAAUGGCAUUGAGUGAGGGUCAAAUCAACGUCACCAUCUCCCAACCAAACAGGAAGAAGCUGGUGUUUGCCGCUGGAUAUCGACUGAACGAUGGCUUCUGGCACUCUGUCUCCCUGGUAGCCAGAGAAAAUUCUGCUGUGGUGGUUAUUGAUGACGAUGAAGGAGCACAAUUCAAAAUUAAUUAUCAGUUCCAGCUUCGGACAGGAGAUUCAUACUACUUUGGAGGAUGUCCAAAGCCAAAUACUGGAUCAGGGUGCUAUUCCAACCAGACAGCCUUCCAUGGCUGCAUGCAGCUACUCAAUGUGGAUGGGCAGCCGGUGGAUUUCCAUCGUAUGCAGCUGGGCUGGCUGGGGCGGUUCUCAGAGGUCAUGUUCAAUGUCUGUGCUAUUGCUGAUAGAUGCAGGCCAAAUCCCUGUGAACAUGGAGGUCGCUGCUACCAGUCUUGGGAUGACUUCUUCUGCAUCUGUGACAUGACUGGUUACAAGGGGGAAACCUGCCAUAAAUCUCUUUUCAAGGAAAACUGUGAUGCCUACAGAAUUAGCGGCAAAUACUCUAGCAAUUACACUGUGGACCCAGAUGGCAGUGGACCGUUAAAGCCUUUCACUGUCUACUGUGACAUUUCUGAGGAAAGAGCUUGGACCAUAGUACAACAUGACCGGUACUAUCGCACUAGAAUUGUUGGCUCCAGUCCGGAGCAGCCGUUCUUAGGAGAGGUGCAUUACUGGAAUUCUUCGUGGGGAGAGGUGUCUGCAUUGGCCAAUGGAUCAGAAUACUGUGAACAGAUGAUAGAGUUCUCCUGCUACAAGUCUAGGCUCCUCAAUACACCAAUGGGAUUGCCAUACAGCUUUUGGAUGGGAAGAAAUAACGAAAGACAUUUUUACUGGGGUGGCUCUAACCCUGGAAUUCAGAGAUGUGCCUGUGGCAUCGAGAAAAGAUGUGCGGACCCCAAAUUGUACUGUAACUGUGAUGCUGAUCACCUUCAGUGGAGAUAUGACAAAGGUUUAUUGACCUUCCGUGAUCAUCUACCAGUGACCCAAGUGGUUGUGGGAGAUACCAACCGCACUAGUUCUGAGGCUUGGUUUUCAGUUGGACCGCUGCGCUGCUAUGGAGACAGAAACUCAUGGAAUACUGUGACCUUUAUGAAGGCAGCACGUCUCAUUUUCCCAACCUUCACACCUGGGAACAGUAUGGACAUCUCCUUCUAUUUCAAGACCACAUCCCUCUCAGGAACCUUUCUGGAGAAUAUGGCCAGUGACUUCACGAUCUUUAUCAGAAUAGAGAUGAACACAACAACUGACUUGGCAUUUAUUUAUGACAUUGGCAAUGGCCAUGAAAAUGUGACUGUAAAAUCGCCACUUCCUCUAAAUGACAAUGAAUGGCACGAAGUAAAAGCAGAAAUGAACGUCAAACUCGCUCGAAUCAAAGUGGACAGACUUCCAUGGGUGAUCCGUAACUUCCCUAUCCAGACCUACCUGAACACCUCAUAUGACCGACCACUUUACGUAGGCUCUGCAGACUACAGAUUGAAGCCAUACAUUGGUUGUCUCCGUGGUCUUCGGAUGAAUGGUCUGACUUUAGACUUAGAAGGAAAGGCAAUUGAAAGAUUAGGUGUGAGGACCAACUGCACAGGCCACUGUGAGAGACCACAGAUGGAGUGCCAGAACGGGGCCCGCUGUGUAGAGCGAUACAGUUACUAUACCUGUGACUGCAACGGAACUGGCUUUGAAGGACCAUUUUGCACCAGAGACAUCGGCGCGUAUUUUGAGGCAGGGACAUGGCUACGUCACAAUAUACUUUCAGCUGGCAUGGUUGCUGCCCAGGAAUUUGCCAAAGUUAUUAUGUUUCUUCCCCUUUAUGUCAGCAACUUAACCCGUGAGGAAAUUUCAUUUAGCUUUAGGACCAACACAGCACCAGCUGUUCUACUGUACAUUAGCACUUUCGGCACAGAUUACAUAGCCUUCCUUCUCAGGCCAGAGGGAACUUUACAGUUAAAUUAUCAACUGAGGAGCAAUAGUCCAAAUAUCUUUCAGCUAAGCAAGAGGAACAUGACAGAUGGUAGACCACACAGAGUUAAUGUUACCAGGGAUUACCGUACCCUUUACAUUCAGGUGGAUUAUUAUGACACAGUGGAGAAGCAGUUCUACUUAUGGGAAGAUCCGAAGUUUGAUUCACCAAAAGCUCUUUACCUGGGAAGGGUUGUAGAGACUGGAACAAUAGAUUCAGAAGUGCAAAAAUUUAACACCCCAGGUUUCAUAGGAUGCCUAGCUGAUGUGCGCUUCAACAAUAUCACACCAAUACGAGAUAUCUUCCGAAACCCUAAAGCAUCAGAAGUGAUCACCGUAAAAGGUUCCCUGGUGGAAUCAAACUGUGGGGCCAUGCCAGUGAAAGUCUACCAUUUUCCAUAUGAACUGGACCCAUGGUAUAUGGGAACAGUAUUUCCUCAUGUACAUGAUGAUGGUCUUGCUGGGAUCAUUGCAUUCGUAGUGAUCUUCUUGUUCCUCAUUGGGAUUGCGGCUCUAUUUCUGGUUUACCAUUAUUUUCACCGAUAUAAAGGUUCUUAUCUUACCAAUGAACCCAAAGCUAUAGACACUCCCAGUGCUUCAAAGUCUUCCUCGGCAAGAAAAGAGAAGCCCCUUCCUCAAAUUGAGGAGGAAGGAGGGACGGCAGAAUAGCCCUAGGCUGUGGGGGAGCAGCGUCCAGGAAGCAGCAGCCAUCAGUUCAGGAUGUCCAGGAACUAAUGCCAUGGGCACGUUGAGAUACUCCUAUUUGUUGGUCCAAUGUGUUUUUGUGGACAGUGGUUGGGGGUGAACCACAGAAUAACAAGAACAAUGGACAAUAAUAGAGGUAUCUUCAGCUGGAUCAGUGAAGGAAGAGCAAGGUCUUUGUGGAGUAAGUAUCCCAUUCAUCUUCAGCUUGUUAUCUUAUCCAACCAACCCUCCAAACUGCACAAGCAAGUGUUAGAAUCUGCUUGUUCUACUUGUUGUUGUCUCUGUAUUUCUAGUAAAGGAUUUAAUGAUC
Molecule: messenger RNA, 4394 nt
Organism: Nanorana parkeri
Lineage: Eukaryota; Metazoa; Chordata; Amphibia; Anura; Dicroglossidae
Gene: CNTNAP1
Product: contactin associated protein 1
Exons: 24
Coding region: 149-4048 (1299 amino acids)
Source: RefSeq, a predicted model, not a curated record